UGUAACUCAGCUGAACUCACAUCUCCUGUCAACAUGUCCUACAACUGCUGCUCCAGAAACUUCUCCUCCUGCUCCCUCGGGAGCUACCUGCGCUACCCAGGCUCCUCCUGUGGCUCUUCCUACCCCAGCAGCCUGGUCUACAGCACCGACCUCUGCUCUCCCCGCCCCUGCCAGCUGGGCUCCUCUGUCUACAGGGGCUGUCAGACGACCCGCUGUGAGCCCGCCAGGUGCCAGACGUCCCAUGUGGUGUCCAGCCCCUGCCAGGUGUCCUGCUGCCGCCCAAGGACCUCCACGCUCUGCAGUCCCUCCCUGUCAACUUACUCUGGAUCUCUGGGCUGUGGGUCCAGCAGCUUCUGCUCCCAGGGCUGUGGAUCCCUCGGCUUCAGAGCCCUGGCUUGCGGAGUCCAUGGUUUUCCUUCUCUGAGCUAUGGCUCUCGAUUCUGCCUUCCAUCCUACUAGAUUUCUGAGACUUUCCAGUCUUCUUGCUACGGAUCAACCUGUGGAUCUGGCUUCUAUUGAUCAUAGUAAAUUUUUAAUCUUGUCCGAUAUCAUCAAUGUCUCUCCUCAUCAUCAUCUGCAGAAAGGAUUACUUUCUUAUUCUCUGAUUAUCAAAUUCUUACCUUGUCUCUGGCCCCAAAUACUGGCUGAAAGACUAUCUGAAAAAUUAUGUAAUUCAUGUAGUAAUUCAAACAAAGUCUGAAGUCUGAAUUGGAGAUGCAAUUCAUGUUAUUGGAUUUUUUUUCCAAAAUUGUAUCAAAAAUCAAAUCACUAAUAAAUUUAUUGGU
Manis javanica (Malayan pangolin) is the source of this 785-nucleotide messenger RNA. RefSeq names its product keratin-associated protein 13-3-like. NCBI's taxonomy places the organism in Eukaryota, Metazoa, Chordata, Mammalia, Pholidota, Manidae. The record is from RefSeq and is a predicted model, not a curated record.